Messenger RNA from Bipolaris victoriae FI3, 1773 nucleotides. RefSeq lists its product as hypothetical. Bases 1 to 1773 code for a protein of 590 amino acids. The transcript is spliced from 2 exons. The record is from RefSeq and is a predicted model, not a curated record. Lineage: Eukaryota; Fungi; Ascomycota; Dothideomycetes; Pleosporales; Pleosporaceae.
AUGGCUAAUCGAGCUGUAUACAUCUCCGCUCAGGACCCAAGGCGCGUGAUGCGCGAAUUGCUAGACAUCAUGCAUAAUGACGAAGACAACAACCACCUGUCACUUUCCUGUAUGAGAGCUAUGGAAAGGUACCUCGUCGCAAACCUCCACCAGUCGUCGCUUCCAGUCUCGCUGCUCGACGAGAUUCGCGCGGCUGAUGACCGGGCCAUCCAACAAUCUCGCAUGGCCGAGGCACCUAGCGGGAACAGGAGGAUCUUACGAUGGAUUGCGAAUGUGAAUCCGAUACCAGUCGUUGAUUCAGGCGAGAGUCACACGAGAGUACCGCGUAAUAUCACUAAGUCCUUCUUGCUGACCAAAUACGACCUAUCCGUCGAUGAACCUGCACCGGUACAACACGAGGCACCACCAGCUCUUCCGAGUACAAGAGGUUCAUCGCCGACUGAGAGGGCUUCUAGUGUCAGUACUACUAGGGAUAAUAGGCUACCGCGUGAUGUCAACCGGGCCUUCUAUAUGGCUGGCGACGACGAGACGGCUAUCGAUGAAUCUCUACCAGCCUAUCACAAACCACCACUAGCUCCCCCGAAUGCACGCAAUUCGUCUUCGACCGAGAAGGUUUCUAGUGCUGGCACUUCCAAGGAGAAUAGAUUACCAUGUGAUGUGAACCAGGCCUUCUAUAUGGCUGAUGAGGACGAACCAACAUCAUCUUCUCAGCCUCUCCUCGCUCAAACCUCGACCGAGCAGACUUUGGCACCUGUGAGGAACAGGUGGGUCUUAGGGGAGAUUUCGAAUACGGUUUUGAGACCAGUGACUGGCCCAGGUGAGAGCCAUCUAGGAGGAACGCGUAGUAUCAACCAAUAUUUCUAUGUGGCUGAAGAUGACGGGCCGGUCAUCAAUGAAUCUCCACCAGUGCCUGAACCAGAAGAGAGUCAUUUGGGAGGACCGCUUAAUUUCAAUCAAUCCUUUUAUAUCGCUGAAGACGACCCAUCCUUUGACGAGCCUCCACCAGUCCACCAUGAGCCACCAAGAGCUCCUCUGAAUCCCCGCACUCAACCUUCGAUCAGGCAGCCUACCCGUGUCAGUAAACCCAAAGCUAAUACUCAACAAACCGCCAGCUCCACCCUCCACCCAACUCAAAUUGACCAGCCAUACCGGAGGUUACUCACCAACGCCAACUACGACGCAGCCGUAACCCUCGAGGAACUCGAGCAGACUUUUAUCGAAGAGACAGGACCAGCAGACGACGGCUCCGACACAGAAGAAGCCACCGAACCCGACACCCCCAGCGACCUCAACACCGCACCCGCCCCCCACAUCUUCGAAGACAUCCCCAAAAUCGUAGUCACCGACUCCCGUGAAAACAUCCAAGCCAUCGUCGACGUCGACCCCGAGCAACGUCGAGAAAAAACACCAGAUAUCCCCGAAUACAACUUCCUCAAGCAAAAGAAAGCAGGGUUCUACGACAGAGCAGCCGACGAGCCGCAGCGCUUAUACCCUUCUACGGUUAUGGAGAGGAGAGAUGCGCUGCCUCCUAGUUGGUCUGCGCGCUAUAAGGGAAGGAGUAAGAGAUCUGCUCGGCCUGCGUGCUCGUCGCCGCCGAUUCAGAGAGCGGGCUCGGCGCCGGGGGCUGCUGCAAAGGCUACGGAGGUUACAGGGGGGAAGCAGGUGAGUGGUGUGGAGACAAUGAGUACGACGGGGAAGCGGACGCGUGGGGCGGAACCGCGGACUACGACGAAGAGGCUCAGGAAGCCUGGUGGGGGUAGGAAAGAUGUUUAG